Molecule: messenger RNA, 1769 nt
Organism: Zingiber officinale
Lineage: Eukaryota; Viridiplantae; Streptophyta; Magnoliopsida; Zingiberales; Zingiberaceae
Product: putative glucuronosyltransferase PGSIP8
Exons: 4
Coding region: 277-1686 (469 amino acids)
Molecular function (GO): glycosyltransferase activity
Source: RefSeq, a predicted model, not a curated record
ACCAUGUUAAGAACAGAGAUCGCAGCAAUCUCUUCUCCGGCGAACCUACGGCCGUCAGUUUCCGACACAACUCUGCAAUUGUCCCGGAGCGAGCUUGAUUUCGUCGUGAAGGGGAGCUCCGAGCUGAUCGACCGGGCACAGCUAAAGGUUCAGUAAUCGCAAAGUCCGAUUUUUAUCGCCGUCGGGCGGCUCGGCGUGAGACGGAUCCCUCAGCUGGUUCGAUAACCCUAAAGUUCGGAUCUUUUGGAGUUUUCCGCUCGAUCAGGAAGCGCAUCGAUGGGGACGCGGUUUUUCCCUGCGGUGGCGAUGGCGGCGCUCUUGGUGCUGGCGCUGGGGGCGUCGGAGGCAGCGGAGAAGAAGGGGCGGAAACACGCCUACGCAUCGAUGAUGUACAUGGGUACACCGCGGGACUACGAGUUCUACGUGGCGACCCGCGUGCUGAUGCGCUCGCUGGCGCGUCUCGCCGUCGACGCCGACCGCGUCGUCAUCGCCUCCGCCGACGUUCCUCCCCGCUGGGUCCAAACAAUGGAGGAGGAGGACGGGCUGAAGGUGGUGACGGUGGAGAACAUCAAGAACCCCUACGUGACGCAGAGCAACUUCAACACUCGCUUCAAGCUCACCCUCAACAAGCUUUACGCGUGGAGCUUGGUCUCUUACGACCGCGUCGUCAUGCUCGACGCCGACAACAUCUUCCUCCGCAACGCCGACGAGCUCUUCCAGUGCGGCAGCUUCUGCGCCGUCUUCAUCAACCCCUGCAUCUUCCACACCGGCCUCUUCGUCCUCGAGCCUUCGACUGCGGUGUUCAAGGACAUGCUCCACGAGCUGGAAAUCGGACGAGCGAAUAAGGACGGCGCCGACCAGGGCUUCCUGGUGAGCUACUUCCCGGAGCUGCUAGACCGGCCGAUGUUCCACCCGCCGGCAAACGGCACCAAGCUUGCCGGAACUUAUAGGCUUCCGCUCGGUUACCAAAUGGACGCUUCUUAUUACUAUUUGAAGCUUCGAUGGAGCGUGCCGUGCGGCCCCAACAGCGUGAUCACCUUCCCGAGCAUGCCGUCGCUGAAGCCGUGGUACUGGUGGUCGUGGCCGGUUCUCCCUCUGGGCCUGCAGUGGCACGAGCUCCGACGGAGCACCCUCGGGUACGCCUCGGAGACGCCGGUGAUGCUGAUCCAGGCGGCGAUCUACCUGGGUCUCAUCGCCGUCACCCGCCUGGCGCGACCCAGCCUGCUCAAGCUCUGCUACAGCCGGCGCUCGGAGCGCACGGUCCCGUUCCUGCACGCCCUGGUGAGGGCUGCCGCCGCGUGGUCGGUGCUGACUGCCUAUGUCCUCCCCUUCCUCCUGGUGCCACGGACGGCGCACCCGGUGGCCGGAUGGGCGCUGUACGCCCUCGGCGCGGCUUCGCUCUGCUCGGUGGUGGUCGCCGUAUUCCUCCUGCCGGCGCUAGCGUUGAUGACGCCGCUGGCGGGGGCGCUGGGCUCCCUGCUCGUGAUGGCGUCCCCCUGGUACGCCGACGGGGUGCAGAGGGCUUUGGCCUUGUUCGCGUACGCGUGUUGCUGCGCGCCCGCCGUGUGGGCGGCGGCGGCGAGCACGGCAAAGUCGUUGAAUGGGUCGUUGGAGAGGGAGUCGUUCUCCCCGAGCAGAACAGGGGAGUCCAUCCCCAUGACCCAGUCCAACGACAAGUUCUACUAAUAUCAUUUUCUCCUCGAUCUGUAACAUUCUUACCUAUAUUUGCUUAUCAUUCCUUGAGAGUUCCGAUGACCUUCUCAUCUCAA